Molecule: messenger RNA, 357 nt
Organism: Paramecium tetraurelia
Lineage: Eukaryota; Ciliophora; Oligohymenophorea; Peniculida; Parameciidae
Exons: 2
Source: RefSeq, a predicted model, not a curated record
AUGGAUUGUAUUCGUUUCUGGACUGUCAUUUUUGCAUGUGGGUUCAUCCUAUUUUUGUCCUUGUUCCUAAUCUUGAAAUACUAGAUUGAGUUUUACAGAUAUCCUGUAAAGAAUUAGACGAAUUCAGAAACCACAGCGAUAGUAUCUGCUUGCGUGUACUUGGCUCUGACUAUUGGUUUCAUAGUUUGGGGCAAGAGAAGGGCUGAGAAACAUAAGUUAGAUAUCUAAUAGCAAUACAACAAUUUGCCAGCUAAUUAAUUCGAAGCAGCUCCUGAAAUCGAGAAUGAGAAGAAGAUGGAGUGAUGGACAAAGAAACUAUAUAUAAUCACAAUAAUAAUAAUCUAUAAUAUUAUGUUA